AUGCCCUAUUUGGAGGCCCCGUUGCUCCUUCUAUCUUACCUCUGGGGCAGCCUGCUUCCUCUCUGCGCAUUCGCCUCUCAGGUGGACAGUGUUGACGGUAAUUACAUUCCAGCACGCGGUGUACUUACCCUUCCACGACCACAAAUCUCCGACACCGUGGAAAUAACAAUGUUUGUCAAGGAGCACGCUGAUAACGGAACAGUAGUCGGCAUCCUGAACCAACAGUUCCCUUUUCUGCAGUCUGCAGCUGACCUGUACUACCAAAUGUACGGCUUGGGACCCACCUAUGAAUUCGGAGAGCCAAGCGUGUCUGGUACGUCUCGACGUGCGGCAAGUCAUUCAAACGACUCCAUGGAAUUACUCUUCCAUAUAGACCCCACCUCCUCUGUCAUUCGCGUCAGUAAUUCCCAGUGGCUGGAUCGCGAACUCCUCUGUCCAUUUGCCUCAGGUAACAAUAAGGAGUGUAGUCUGGCCUACGCUGUCUCAAUCAGUGGAAAGGCGAAGGCGACUCCGCGGUUGACACCACAACAGUCUUGGAUACGUGUGAAGAUAGUGGUCGAGGAUAUUAACGACAAUCCACCCCGGUUUCAGUCCAUAAACGACAGCGAGACGGCAACCGCCUCGCCGACUGCAUGCAAUCUCCACCUUCAGUUGAGUGAGGCUGUCCAGAUUGGAACAAAACUCAAACUGCCAGACGCCAUCGAUCUGGACAGUCAAGCCAAUGGUCUGCCAAUCUAUCAGUUCUCCUGCGAAGAGCCUAAUCAGGUCAAUGACGUUUUCACUCUCCGCCAGUCACGUGGGGAAAACGCUGUUAGCCGGAUCUGGCUACUGCUGAGUAGCACACUCGAUCACGAACGACAGGCCACCUACAACUGCACCCUCACGGCCUGCGACAACGGUAUGCCCAUUCUCUGCUCCUCCCUGCGUGUCUGUAUCUCGGUGCAUGAUGUGAAUGACAACAGUCCCGUCUUCCAGAACAGCAAUAUUUCCCUCAUUCUGCGGGAAGACACCCCUCUGGGCAGUCGAGUGGCAAAAUUCAACGCCACCGACGCCGACAGCGGUAACUUUGGUCUGGUGCGUUUCGCUCUGGUGGGUGGGGGGCAGGAAGACUAUAACAAUCAGAGUCAUUUCAGAGUAGACGCCAAGACGGGUGAUCUUAUCCUGAAGCGGCGCCUCAUCGGUGGCACAAAGUACCACUUCUGGGCUGAGGCCCGAGACGGCGGCGAGCCGGAAUCCCUCUCCGCCCGCAUUCCGGUCUCCGUCAUUGUCACUGAUGUAAAUAAUCACGCCCCCCGCAUCGAUAUCCUGCCAGCGGCUGUACGUGUUCGGAUCAGUAACAGUACAGCCGCAGAUGCGGUGCGAUCCAUCAUGUCGCAGGUGCGUUCAGCGCCCUGUGAACUGGCCUACGGAUUUCCGGACAGCAGUGAGGGAAACAGAGCCUGUGACCAGCACAGUCUAGUGCGCAUAUUUGAGGAUAAUCUACCCCCCUCGAACAUCGCCUUUGUACGCGUCUCGGAUGAGGAUGUGGGCGAGAAUGCGCAUGUCUCUUGUGAGCUCACAGUGGAACCCAACAGCUCUCUUCUCAAGGACGACGUCUACCUUCAAAUGGAGCACCAGACUUCCAGUGGGAAGACUCUGUACAAGCUGGUCCUCAACAGAACCGUUGAUUGUGAAGCCGCUAGCCCGGCGGGGACUGUCCGUCCUUGUGGCGGAGACUGGGCCCUGCACAUGCGGAUGACCUGUCACGAUAACGGUCAGCCGCGCCAGCAAACGCUCCAUAAAAUUGCCCUGGAGGUGUUAGAUGCAAAUGAACAUCCGCCUGUGUUUGAGAAAAGCCUGUACACGGUAGAAUUAAAAGAGAGUCUACCUGUGGGAUCCAAUGUGAUCCAGCUUUCCGUGACCGAUCAGGACUCCCUGCCCAGAGGCAGCAGCGAGAUUACUGUGGCUGCGGCGGGAUCACUUUUGCAGCAUUUAGGGCAAACGCUAAAAUUCAGUUUGGAUUCUAACGAAACCCUGCCGUUCGCCAUCGACACGCUCUCCGGACGCAUCUAUUCUACUGAACAGCUGGAUGCUGAAACGCGAACGGAGUAUAACCUGACGGUGAGUUCUGAAUAG
Spirometra erinaceieuropaei is the source of this 2115-nucleotide messenger RNA. Lineage: Eukaryota; Metazoa; Platyhelminthes; Cestoda; Diphyllobothriidea; Diphyllobothriidae. The record is from the annotation of a GenBank genome assembly.